Messenger RNA from Anguilla anguilla (European eel), 1116 nucleotides. It is a transcript of the gene foxl3, whose product is annotated as forkhead box L3. The record is from RefSeq and is a predicted model, not a curated record. The transcript has 3 exons. Gene Ontology annotation, molecular function: DNA-binding transcription factor activity, RNA polymerase II-specific; RNA polymerase II cis-regulatory region sequence-specific DNA binding. NCBI's taxonomy places the organism in Eukaryota, Metazoa, Chordata, Actinopteri, Anguilliformes, Anguillidae. The coding region runs from base 260 to 958 and encodes 232 amino acids. Gene Ontology annotation, biological process: anatomical structure morphogenesis; regulation of transcription by RNA polymerase II; cell differentiation.
UCGCCAAUUUACUCUGUUAUCAGCUCUUAACUACCUAGGGACCGACAACCGUGGAGGGAAACGGGUUGUUCCAAAAAGAAACCGUCAUUUGGUCGGAGAGGUAGACUUAAUAGUGAACAGCACAGAGGUAACACAACAACUGAUUUCAAGGAAGCAACUAUUGGCCGCUCAAGCAGCCUAUGUAACGACGAGGCAAGGCAUUAUAUCAUAAUUAUAUAUGGAAAUAUCAAUACUGUCACCGUGCAAGUGACAUAGUCCAAUGAUGUUUGAUAAUUCGCAGUAUCCGUAUAACUGUUUCAAUUAUGACGGAGAUGGAUAUCCCACUUGUAGUACUGAGGAAGAGAAGAAAAUGUGCCGACCUGCUUACAGUUACAUCGCACUUAUCGCAAUGGCCAUUCAGCAGAGCCCAGAGAACAGAGUCACUUUAUCGGGCAUAUAUGAGUUCAUAAUGAAGAGGUUUCCUUACUACAGGUCUAACCAGAGAGCUUGGCAAAACUCUAUUCGACAUAACCUGUCCCUCAACAGCUGUUUCAUAAAGGUUCCCAGGACGGAGGGCAAUGAGAAAGGGAAAGGUAACUACUGGACAUUUGCCACAGGUUGUGAGUCCAUGCUGGAUCUCUUUGAGAACGGCAACUUUCGACGCCGCCGGCGCAGGCGCAAUGUGAAGAUGGGCUUCCGGGAGCCGGCCGAGCCUUUCUUACCCGUGGACGGCCCGCAUGGGCCCGCGGUCAGGCAGCUGGACACUGACCCCUUCUACCCGACCGACCCGAGCCACAGGCAGGCCCAGCUCAACCCAUCCCUGGGAAAACCCGACUCGGAGAUCAAGUUCAGCAUCGACUACAUCCUCUCCACCCCAGACCCCCUCCCUGGCUUCAGGCCCCCUCUCUGUAGUGCUCCGGGAGCUUCAGUUCACCUUCUGGAGCCGCAGCACCUCAAUCUGCACUUCUGGACAAUGUGACCCUAACUGCAGUCUGGGAGACCCUAUAUUUUUUUAAGGGGGAACAGACCACUGGAGCCGACUCAGUCUGUUCAUCCUAAAGAUUCAAUUUUCAUGGGGAAUAUUACAGAUUUUUGUUCCGGGGAAAAAACGAUAGUGAAAUACAGAAUGGACUUUCU